Messenger RNA from Zymoseptoria tritici IPO323, 2643 nucleotides. RefSeq lists its product as uncharacterized. Gene Ontology annotation, molecular function: protein binding. The record is from RefSeq and is a predicted model, not a curated record. Bases 1 to 2643 code for a protein of 880 amino acids. The transcript has 4 exons. NCBI's taxonomy places the organism in Eukaryota, Fungi, Ascomycota, Dothideomycetes, Mycosphaerellales, Mycosphaerellaceae.
AUGCUUGCGUUGGUCCAAGAACUUCAGGCAAAAGCCAGCGUAGAGGUUGCCACAUGGUCCAAGGAGCAAUCUGAGAGUCUCUACGCAAAGGUCCUUCGCAUAACAUCAGAAGCCGAAGAGAUCUUCUACGACCACUCUCUAUCGACUUGCCUUCGGGAUAUCUUUACACGAUGCCCGAAUGUAGAUUCCGUGGAGAUCACGCUCGCCAACUCUAUCCGGCGUGGCACUCUUAAAGAGAACAAGGCAUUUCAACGAAGUGGGGCUAGUGUAUUUGGCGACAUUGACUCGGCUACUUCCGGUGUCGAUGCCCUGACUCAGCUGGUAUCGGCUGCGCUCGCCGUUGACUUCAGACCCAGGGUUCUGAAGCUUGGGGAUGUCUCGCACUACGCAUUUAUGAGCAAAGCUCUCUCGGACCAGCUGAAAAUUCUCUCUACGGACCUUGAGGAAUUGACAUGGAAGUUCGCCGUUCCGUUCCUUGAUGACGACGAAAUUGAUCCGGAGGGAUUCGAUGAAAUGGUGCAGGACUUCGAACGAUCCGGCAAAUUCGUCUCUCUUCUGGAGGGUGCACCCAAGCUGAGAAAGCUUGAUUUGGAGCUGCCCUAUAGUGACGGGGCUGACGAGCUCAUCAUGCUGGCGCGGGUCGUCGGCAAUGUAACGUGGCCGCUGCUUGCGCACGUUCAACUUUUCAAUUUCGACACGACGGCUGCUGAUUUGAGCGGUUUCCUACUACGCCACAAGGACACACUGACAAGCGUGUGCGUCGGAGAAGUACGCCUCCUCGAGCACGAAGAAGACUCGCAAGACCUGUGGCCAGACUGCUUCCUCUCCUUCGCUGGCAAACUUCCCAAGGUCCAGGCAUUUGACUUGCGACGGAAGUUUAAUACCAACUGGACAGAGUUCUACGAUUUCGGUGACUUGGAGCGCAAUGCAAAUAACAGAUACGGCAGAGCUAUCUCUGAAUUCCUGAUCGCUGGAGGAGACCAGCUGCCGGAAGUUCCAGAACGGGAGGAAAGUGAUGGCUGGUCUGAUGAUGACGAGGACGACGUGCUUCAGUCGGCUGUUGGUGAUGAUGCUGAGAACGAGGAGAACGUCGAUCCGGAUCGCUAUUUGGGUCUCAGUCAUACAGGUGCUCACGGCUUCUGCUUCCGUGAGAGCUGGAUCGGACUGCCGCCUCUCUCCUUCCGGCCCCGAUCGACCGAACGGAUUACCAUGGACGAUCUUCCUGUCGAAAUCCUCGAUCUGAUCUGUGACUUGUGCGGACCGCGGGAGAUCAAGAACUUGCGAUUGACAUGUCGGAAAAUACGAAGUGUAGCGGAUGGGCACCUGUUUCCAGAGAUUGUAGUCUUUAUGAAUCGCGACAGCCUCGAGACAUGCAAAGAGGUCGCCGCACAUUCCGUCUUCUCAAACACAGCCCGGACAUUGUGCAUCCAAGCAGAUCGCCCCAGGAGGAUGUCAUUCUCGACAUGGCACGAGGAAGUCAAAGACCUAAUCGAGGGUGGGUAUCCCGCGUCGGAGGUCGAAGCCUAUGUCCGCGAGGAGGAGAUACAGCUUACCGAGGAGCAACAAAAUCAGUUGAUUGGGAGGUUGAUCUUAAGUGACGUUCGGGAAGAGCACCCUGACUCUCUCGUGGAGAAAAUUGAAUAUCGCUAUGCCCAAGCGCUCCGACUUACUUCCGAAGCCGAAGAAAUCAUGUACGACCGGUCUCUUCGGAACUGCCUACGCGAAAUCUUUAGUCGCUGCACCAAAGUCGAGAGGGUCGACCUGACAAUGAACGACUCCAUGAGAGAUACUACUGCAGGUCGGAACAAAGGCUUUCGAUCGGGAAUGCUAGUUCCUCGAAGCGAUCUCGAGCUGCGUACAUCCGGACUCGAUGCUAUGAUUCAGCUCGCGAUGGCCGCGUACGAGGUCGGUUUCAAGCCCACAGUGCUUUGUCUGGGAGACGUGUCCUAUGCCGUCUUUAUGCAUGAGUCUAUUAUAGAACCAUUGAAGGCCUUCUUCGCCGAACUGGAAACACUGCAAUGGGCAUUCAAUCCGGAAUUUGAUAAGGAUGCCGACGUGGUGGAGGACGCCUAUAGAGCCAUGCUGGAUGGCUUCGAGAAUACCGACAAUUGUGUCUCCCUUUUAAGGGCUACAACGCGGCUAGAGCGACUGGAAUUCGAAUUACCCGUCGACAUCAGCACUGCGCGAAACGUAAAACUAACAGAUAUCUUGGGAGACAUUAUUUGGCCACGAUUGACCCACCUCCGGUUGACCAACUUUCAAACAAGCCCGGAUUACCUCAAAGACUUGUUGCUGCGACACAAGUCGACACUGCAGGAUGUUUGCUUGGGAGGCGGGCAUCUGUUCGGAGACGAAGCCAAUUGGCCGGACACUCUCGCCUCGUUCGCAGGAAAGCUCUCCAUGCUUCGGAGGUUUGCAUUACGUGGAAAUCUCGGCCACAACUUUGAACUCUUCUAUAGCUUCGGAGAUUUGUUUCGCCCGCAGGAUAAGAAGUAUGGCCGCCAGAUUUGUAGAUAUAUUAUUGAUGGUGGAGAGCGGUGCCCGCCGAAGCCUACACUGCUUGAGUCUCAGGACAGUGAUGAAGACGAUGGGACCGAGACGGAGCAUGAGAGCGACGAUGAAGAUGAGCCUUGGGACGCAUGA